UUGUCGGAUGGCGCCAGUCGUUCGUUCCUCUCCUCCACCGAAAAAGAAUAAAAGAAAAAAAAGGAGAUGAAUUCCGAGUUGAGAAGUGAUAGCACCCCCACACUAUUGUUAAUAUUUAUUUAGUGUUUAUUUAAAAUUCAGUGCGUCAUUUUUUUAUCUGGAGGAUGUCCAGACACUGGGGGGGCAUGAAGUAUUGAAGCUGUUGGCAGUGAAUCUGGGGGCGUGUUUUCGAUAACUUGGGAGCAACAAUUCUAGGAAUUUCCUGGGGCUUUCUUUUCAAUAGGAUCCUGAGAGGCGAUAGGGGAGCGUGGAUAUGACAGGAAAUACUCGGUCUCAUUUUGUUGGAGAGUGCAAUAAUUAAUUUAGGGUGAUUGAUUAUCGAGGUGGAACUGGGGAGAUGGAGAGUGUCAAUGGACAACAAUUGCAAAUGAAGUACCAGAAGGUCGCGACGGAGUACUCCAAGAUUCGAGCUCAAGCAAGCGUCCUGAAAAAGGCUGUGAUAGAUGAACAAACUCGCAGCAGUGACCUGAAGGAGCAGAUAAAAUCGAGAGACGUGUCCCUUCGCAGACAGGAGCAAGAGCUGGACAGUCUGACCUUUCGGAAUCAACAGCUGACAAAGAGAGUGACAGUGUUGCAAGAGGAGCUCGACAAACUCCAGAAUAAAUCGAAAAAAGGCCGGAGCAAAUCUGUAGAGAACAAGGAGCUGCCACCACCCGCCCCCAAUCACGUCUACGUCGAAGAAUUCCAGAAGAAAAUAGUCGAGAAUGCUCAGCUGUUAUCCCAGAUAUCAGAUAAAGACAAUGAGAUAGAGGAGAUUAACGACAGGAUCAAACACUUGGAAUACAGGUUGGACUUGUCUGAGAAAUCUAGGUUGGAUUCUGAUGCCAGGUCUCAGGAGAGAAUCGAGAGACUCGAGAGGGAGAGGAAUGAACUCCAGAGGAAAAUAAACGAGCGUCAGAAGCACGAGGAGACAGCGUCUUGGUCCAGUGUCGAAGGAAAAUACGAUUAUGAUUUGAAAGUGGGUAUGAAUCAUCGUCAGGAGGGGCAUUCUCCAUUUUCAUCCCCUUCUGGCUCCAGGAGGUCCUCCAAGUCCCUGGGGGAUGCGCGAGUCCAGAAAACUCCGGAUUUUCAUGUUAAUGAGGACAGUAAUGAAUUUGAGUUUGUGAAAUUAUGCGAUCUCGAGAAGGAGUUGAAUCAGUACAAGAGUGAUUAUAAUAUCCUGAAGAUUAAAUAUGAUGAGAUUUGCCAGAAGGAGAUUUAUGGGGUCGGUGUGCAGCUGGAACCUGUAGAGAUUAACAAUAUGAUUGGAAGGCUAAAGGCACCGUUCGCAAUAUCCGAAGAGAUCGAAGCUAGAGAAACGAAAAUCCGUGAUUAUUUCCUGCGCGAAAUCGAGAGAUUGGUUAAUGAAAAACACAUCUGUCAUGCUAAGAAUCUUGCCAUAGCAGCUAAUAAUGAAGUUAUGAGUGUGCAUCUGGACAACAGCGAGGAGAAGAGGGAGAAGUGCGAGGCUGCAUUGCUGGAGGCUUUAUCUAACUGGAAUAGUUCUCAGGAGGAUAAAGAAGUCCAGGAGGGCAGUUACAAAGCUCAGUUGAGCACUAUGACUGAACAUUUGGCUAAUAUGAAUGAAAAACUCAUUCAGCAGACCGAGGAGAUCCAGCAAUUGCGAUAUGAACUCGAGCAUAAGAAUGGCAAAAAAGGAAGGCAAAAGUGAUGCCAACUGCCACUAAUCUCCAGCAAUUAAACAUUCCAUGGAUUAAGCUAAUAAUCAACAAUUCAAUGUAAAUACGGAAAGAUA
This is a messenger RNA of Fopius arisanus, 1795 nucleotides long. RefSeq names its product protein phosphatase 1 regulatory subunit 21. Bases 398 to 1711 code for a protein of 437 amino acids. The record is from RefSeq and is a predicted model, not a curated record. Gene Ontology annotation, cellular component: membrane; early endosome. The transcript is spliced from 6 exons. Lineage: Eukaryota; Metazoa; Arthropoda; Insecta; Hymenoptera; Braconidae.